Patella vulgata (common limpet) is the source of this 3249-nucleotide messenger RNA. RefSeq names its product zinc finger protein 629. Lineage: Eukaryota; Metazoa; Mollusca; Gastropoda; Patellidae. Gene Ontology annotation, biological process: regulation of transcription by RNA polymerase II. Gene Ontology annotation, molecular function: DNA-binding transcription factor activity, RNA polymerase II-specific; RNA polymerase II cis-regulatory region sequence-specific DNA binding. The record is from RefSeq and is a predicted model, not a curated record. The transcript has 3 exons. Bases 447 to 3026 code for a protein of 859 amino acids.
CGUAUUUCGAAGGAAACAAAUGGCUGUAGAAUGUAAAUUAUAUAUAAGUUUAUCCGAAACUAGGAAAAAUCACGAAUUUCCCUGAUUUUGAACUGAUAAGGACAAAAAAUAAACAACCGACUGUUGUCAUAAAACAGUAUUUUUGAUACUUCUUCCAUCUGGUGUCAACUCUACUCCUUCUAUCUGGUGUCAACUCUACUCAUUCCAUCUGGCAUCGACUCUACUCUUUCCAUCUGGUGUCAACGCUACUCCUUCCUUCUGGUGUCAACGUUACUCUUUCCAUCUGGUGUCAACGCUACUCCUUCCUUCUGGUGUCAACGUUACUCCUUCCAUCUGGUGUCAACGCUACUCAUUCCAUCUGGUGUCAACUCUACUCCUUCCAUCUGGUGUCAACUCUACUCCUUCCAUCUGGUGUCAACUCUACUCCUAUUAAAGAAGGAUAAAAGAUGGCUACCUUCAGCUCCAGAUGUUGCAACAUCUGUCAUGGGAUUAUUGGUAGGAAAUCUUACCGAAUCAUAUCUUCACAAACAGUCAAAGAAUUUGACGAGGUUAUAGCUGAAAUAGGAAUGGAACUGACCCGAGAGAAUAUGUACGCAUGUGUCACAUGUCUGUGUAAAAUAAAAAGAAUUCAACAUUUUGAUGAGAUUUUAAAGUUAGAUAUGAUUAGAAAACAGAGGUCCGCAGUCGUUGAGACUUUGAGAAAAAUACAUCUAGAGAAUAAGGAUAAAGCGCCCCCUAAAACUACGAAUACACCACCUCAGCAGAUAUGUGUUUAUCGAUCAAAACCACCUCCAAACACAUUUAUUCAAUCUCAAGUUCCAGGAUUCAGGGAUAUUUUACCAUUCCCUGGGUCACAGAACAAAACCUCGGGUGAUACGAUCAACCCUGAUCCAUCAUUGGUUCCCUUAGACACGAUUAACCCCAAUCAAUCAUUGGUUGAACCUGUACCAGUCGGUGUAACUUACGUUAACAAUACAACGACCAGUUGUCCAAAUAAUUUACAUGGUUCGGCAAACUGCAAUAUAUUGUUUACAAUUCCACCAUCCUGCUCUCAGAAACCAGAAUCUGUUGAAAUGAAUGCAUCAAACCAUAACCCGCUAUCAAGGAAUGUAACACUGGUUGUUCAAAGCUCCCAGUCUAACAGUACAGGAAGUUCUACUUUCAAUUUAUCAAACAAUAACCCACUAUCAAGGAAUCCAGCACUGGUUGUUCAAACCUCCCAGUCUAACAGUACAGGAAGUUCUACUUCCAAUUUAUCAAAUCGAUCUUCCAGUGGAAAUCAAGAAAUCCCAGUGCCGGUUGCUUUAACUGUCAAUAAAAGUUUAAAUGUAUCAAGUUCAAGUUUAUCGAGUUCAUCCACCACCAUUCCUUUCCUUCUUAAAGCCACAGUAUUAAAACAGAAUUCGUUCGGACAGCUAAGUUCAUCUGAGAUUUCUGUUCCACCCCCCUCAACAGUCAAUCUUCCAACACGGACAUCGAACAGACAAUCUGUUCUACAAACAUUUAUUAAACAAGAGACAGAUUUGCCAAAUGACGAUGCAGAUAUAAAAAUCAUUGGACUGGGACUAGAAGCUGAUAUAAAGCAAGAGAUCCAGUCAGAAGAUGAUGAUGAUAAUCAGGUGGAAACACAGGUACUAUCUGUUCCUGCAGGCCCAGAAGGUAGAAAGACACAGGUACCAUCCAUUCCCACAGGCCCAGAAGGUAUAAAGACACAGGUACCAUCUGUGACAGAAGGCCCAGAAGAUAUAAAGACACAGGUAACGUCUGUGACAGUAGGCCCAGGUGGUAUAAAGACACAGGUACCAUCCAUUCCCACAGGCCCAGAAGGUAUAAAGACACAGGUACCAUCUAUUCCUGCAGGCCCAGGAGGUAUAAAGAAAGAUAUAGGAACCGAUAAUACUCUCCGGCUAGACACUGAGUUAAGUGAAUCUGACGAUGAUAAAAUCAAUAAACAUGUCAAGGAAACUGACGAUGUAACAGUAAUGAAAUUACAUCAGUGUGUUGUAUGUGAUGAGAUUUUUCAACAACUUGAUGAUUUAGAACAACACAAUAAAAUACAUGUUAAAGAUGAGGAAACUGAUGUUGAUGAUAAACAGGACGAUAAAAAUGAACACAUGUGUAAUUUAUGUGAUGGAAAAUUUGAGUCAGUCCAUGAUCUAGAGAAACAUUGUAAGAUACACGAAGAAAACGUCCGAGCUGGCGAUGAUAUUCCUAACCAAUGUGGUAGAAAGCAAGAAAUAAGUCAGAGCUCAAAGUCUUACAAUAUCAAUUCAUUGCCAUGUGACAAAAAUAAAAGUCUAGUUGUUGACAAACGCUAUAAAUGUAAUGAAUGUACGAAAUCAUUUAAUACGCGAGACCAUCUUCAGAGACAUGUCAGAAUUCAUACCGGUGAACGACCGUUUAAAUGUGAUGUGUGUGGUAAAUCAUUUAAUAACCGCAGUAAUCUCAAGGCUCAUGGUAUAACUCAUACCGGUGAAAAACGUUACGAAUGUCAUUUCUGUGGCAAAUCUUUUUUUUACAACAGUUGUCUGCGUAAACAUUUACGGACGCAUACGGGAGAAAAGCUGUAUAAGUGUCAUGUUUGCGAGGUAGCCUAUAGUCGAAACAGUCGUCUGAUCGAACACAGAAAAAUUCACACCGGAGCAGGAGAGAAAGCUCACAAGUGUGGGGUUUGUGAGAAGACAUUUAUUCAUAAUGGACUUCUCAGGAUACACAUGGAGACUCACGAGGUUUUAAAUACGUGUGAAGUUUGCGGUAAGACGUUUAGAGGUAAUCUCGACAGACAUAUGAGAACUCACGAACCUAAAGACAAGAACACCCAGACUCAUCCAUGCGAACUCUGUUUUAAGUUAUUCUCCAGACGGCAACUUUUACGCAAUCAUAUGAAAACUCAUAACCCUAACAACCCUUAUAAAUGUGAUAUCUGUCAUGUUUCGUUCGGUAGAAUGAGUCACCUUCAUCAACACGUCAUGAACCAUACGGAACGAGAGAGAGACCAUACAUACGGAAAUAAAAUAGAGGUUUAAAGUCAGUUGCGGAACAAAUGUUUCCGAUUCAUCGAAAACUCCAUUAAAUUAUUUAUUUUAAGUCAUAGGGGAAAGUGGUAGGCCACAUUUAAAUGUGGUUUCAAGUAGCUAACUCAGUAUCAUCCAAAGUCUUCCACAUUGAAAACACAAAUUAUUUGUUAAUUUAUAUCAUCAAUGAUGUUGUUAUCCAAUAUUUAAGACAAAAUAAACAUUUUACCAUUGA